Oncorhynchus nerka (sockeye salmon) is the source of this 3383-nucleotide messenger RNA. It is a transcript of the gene cfap20dc, whose product is annotated as CFAP20 domain containing. The record is from RefSeq and is a predicted model, not a curated record. The transcript has 16 exons. Bases 314 to 3070 code for a protein of 918 amino acids. NCBI's taxonomy places the organism in Eukaryota, Metazoa, Chordata, Actinopteri, Salmoniformes, Salmonidae.
UGUGGAUUUUAGCUAGCAGACUUUGGCAUUUGCCAGUUAGCUAGCAAACAUUGAAACUCACGGAUGAAGAAUUAUUUCGAGAAUUUGCUCUGUUUUGGAACACUCCUGUGGCCAGCGUGCCGACAAUCUUUGAUUGUAAAGCCAACAUUGGACUGAUAGCAAGACACAUGCAUGCCGAGGUUAAAUAAAAUGACGUUAGCCAGCUAACGUUACUGUAGCCAGCUAUUGGAAGUGGUCACAUGCCAGUCCAGAAUGUUAUCUAGCUAGCUAACAUUAGUGGUUGACAAAGGAAAGAAGACAUCCUACCUGAAACAUGUUUAAGAACGAAUAUCAGGGUGGAGCUGCUGUAGAGAUCUUCAGUGCACAAGGGAAAGAUCCUGUUGCAAAAUGGAAACUUUGUGGAGGAAAAUCAGCUAUAAAUAAAGAGUUUGACAAAGAGGUCAAGAGCUUUGUGUACCGUCUGGAGGGGAGCAGCCAAGCUAUUAAAAUGCAGAUGCCAAAGGAUGGAAAAAUGUCUCUUGGACUGGUACAGAGAUUCUUGGUCCUCCAGGUGAAUGUUUCCCAAUGUAAAGACUUCUCUACAGAGCUUGUGAUAACUGAUUUAGGUCAUCUGAAAAGGAGGCUGUACCUAUCCACAGUUCAUAAAGAGUUCUCUGCUACACCCUUGCAUGCAAGGAUACCUUUCGGUCUGAAACGCAACGUUUGGUGCAACAUGUGCAUCGACCUUGUGUCAUUCACCAGUGAGCUGUUUAAAGGUGCAGGGUUCUUAUCCCUGGAUGGAAUCACUGUCUCUGCCAGCUGUAAGUUACGGAGAAUCUUCACCAUGAAGACUGAGCCUGCAGGGGCUUCUGAUGGAGACCUAUAUAUUGGUGUAAAUGGUCCCAUGGACUCGAUCCCUCGGAGCUGCCAGUUUCCCCCUGAUGUCCACCAGGUGAUCCAGGUAAAGAACAUGGAGAGGCUGAGACUGGCAGACCUGAAGACUUGCCCUCACAACUCUGAGUCUGAUCAGUCAGGCAGUGGCAGGGUAGCCAGUGCUGCUCGAGGCCCCAAGAUCCAGCCGGACGCCUCCCACAUCGCAUUUGGGUCGAGGGUUUUAGGACCCCCUCCACUGACCGGAAGGAAGAAUAGUGGACUCUCAGAGGGACAGGGACAGGACGGGAGGACACAGGACGGGAGGACACACCGGAGCAUGAAUAUGGGGUCUGUAUCUGGUGCAAGAACAAAUAGAACAGCUGCUUCAGAGAGACAUCAGGAUCAUGGAGACUGGAGCGAGAAACAACCUGGUCCCAGUAGCCAGAAGAACGACUCCGUUUAUGAGCUGGCAGGGAAGCCAGGGAGCCUGCAGCCGCGACCACCUAAAGACAGAGCGUCAUCAGACAAGGCGGGGUCCAGGAAGCUACGGGUACACAGUGCAGGGAAGGAGAAAUUGGCGCCUGGCUCAGUUGAGCUGUGUAUGUAUUAUGAAAGCUUUAGAGAGCCUGUCUGUGUGAAAUGGAUUGUGUGUCUAAGUGUGAAGUGUGUGAAGUGUGGUGGUCUUAGGGUAGAUGUUCUCUUUUCUGUUGUAAAUGGACCCAUAGACGCUGGAUUUAGCCACCAUGGAGACAGGAACCAACGACUUUUGACCCCCAGUGAGACGAGUGGAGACCAAACAGAAGACAAGUUGUUGUCUGCCAGACCGGUUGACGAGGACAGAACCUGUUUGGAGCCCUCCAAAUCUUCUCCAGAGCUUCUGUCUGGCCAGUCGACCCCUGUCCCUGACCUCCCCCCAUCACCAUUACCCCUGCAGGACUCGGACAGUGAUGACAGUGAAGGGGAGAGUGAUGUGGAUGAAGUCUCUGAGCCUCAGUUCUCAGUGGAAAACGUGUUCACCUUCUCUUCUUGGCCCCACUCAGCCAAGCGAGGACAGGGACAAGGAUAUGGAGACCAGGGACAGGGCCAGGGACAUGGAGAGACCUGCUGGACUGAGGAGGCAGCUCAGGCCACUGACACCUACAGCCAGCAGGACACGGGAGGGCACAGGGGGGCCAGGCCAGACGAUGACUUCCUCGCCAGCGAGAGUGAGGAGGAAGAGACCUCCUCCAGGUUCCUCUAUCAGAGGUCCAGUGUCCCCCCCAGCCCUGGUACUCCUGGUGUUCCCCCCAGCUCCACCCCUGGUAUCCCCGGAUCAUCAGGCCUAGAUGAGGACACUCCGCCCAGAGCACGGCCUGGGUCCAGUGGUGCAGACCGAACAUUUACCAUAGAGCGAACCCUAACCCACACAGACCCUGCAGGGUGUAAAACCAGGCUGGCUCCCCACACUGACUCCCAAGCAUACAGGAGAACAUUAGAGGUGCCUGGGAUGGUCCCAACCCGCUGCCGGUCACCCUGUCAGGGUACCAGGCAGGGGCAGAGACACAGCAGUCUGGGCCAGUCUGGACCUGGGGGAAGAGAAGGGGGAGCGAGCCAGACUCAGGACAGGAGCAGCAGCAGGACAUCACUGAGCAGGAGAUCUCUGCGAGAGAUCAUCCCCCGAGGAGACGCCACAUUAGACAAGGUGGGAGAGGAGAGGGCGGAGAGCAGGCAUGAGCCUGUUGGGUCCAGUAGCUGUGAUUUGCGUCUGUUGGACAGCCUGCGUAUGCAGGAGGAGGAGGAGCUACAUAUGCUGGCCAGUCUACGGCGGGAGCAGGAGGAAGAAGAGGAGGGUGGAGGAGCAACAGGUCUCAGUGCCUCUCAGAUCCACCAAUGUAACGUCAGCAUCAGCACCAGCAGUGAUGAGCCAUCCACCUGGACACACAUACCUAUGCCGGCCAAACAGGGCCAUCACUACCAGAAGGAAAUGAACCCACUCUUACACUCCAAUCCAAGGGAAUGGAUGGAUGUCCUCAGCCCUCCCAUUAUUCCUCCUAGCCAGAAAAAAGGGAAGGGGUCAGAGGGCACAAGGGACCAUCGGAGUGGACCCCCGACCAGAGGGGCUGAUGGAUCAGUGAAUGGGGGAAAUGAGGACGAGGAGGAGUACCUGAAUCUGCUCUAUGAUCCCUCUCUUAACUGCUACUUUGAUCCCCAGUCUGGGAAAUACUAUGAGCUGGUUUAAUUCAUCAAGCUUUUUGAUGAGCAAAAUGCAGGAAAAGAACAGAACAGGCAUGUUCACUACUGGAAAAAUAUAUAUUUUUUUGUUUUACUUAAUUACGCUUUUCUGAACUAUUAACGAGCCUUAGAAAAUAUUUAUACCAUUCUGUUAUCCCCGGUUGUAUUUAAUAUGGAAUGGUGAGGAUGCUCUUGUAAUUAAUUGUUUAUACAGUGACUUUUUUAAGUGUUCUGUACUGUAUAGUGUGUAUGCAGUAGUGUGUGUGUCAUGUGUGUCCUCUACACAUAUUUGUGAUUAAACGUGUUUGCUUUACCCUUGG